Molecule: messenger RNA, 2489 nt
Organism: Brienomyrus brachyistius
Lineage: Eukaryota; Metazoa; Chordata; Actinopteri; Osteoglossiformes; Mormyridae
Product: Golgi phosphoprotein 3
Exons: 4
Coding region: 254-1138 (294 amino acids)
Biological process (GO): retrograde vesicle-mediated transport, Golgi to endoplasmic reticulum; Golgi organization; Golgi vesicle budding
Cellular component (GO): cytosol; Golgi cisterna; trans-Golgi network
Molecular function (GO): phosphatidylinositol-4-phosphate binding
Source: RefSeq, a predicted model, not a curated record
GUGCCACAUACACUGCUGUCGUCAUCAUCGUCCGCCAUAUUGGUCGAGAAGAGAGUGGAGGUAGAACGGGAAGAGAAUCUCGCAGUUUUUGGGCUCCCUCCCGAUCAACUGCAACACCGAGUAAAAUUGAACUGGGAAACAGGGUUCAGGCCAUCGAUCGGAGUUCAUUUAUGUAUUGGGAACCUUGAAGCGCUGCUAAUCGUAGGCAAAGGCGAGAUCCGCUGUAGCGUCACCAGGAGCUUGUGUGCCGACCAUGACUUCCCUGACCCAGAGGAGCUCGGGCCUGGUGCAGCGGCGCACCGAGGCCUCGCGCAGCGCCUCCGCCGACAAGGAGCGCGGAUCCGGAGAUGAGGACUACGAGACGCGGCGCCGGGACGAGCAGGAGGACGACGACAAGGGGGACUCCAAAGAAACGCGCCUCACACUUAUGGAAGAAGUGUUGCUUCUGGGAUUGAAGGACCGAGAGGGAUAUACGUCCUUCUGGAAUGACUGCAUCUCUUCUGGGCUGCGUGGUUGCAUGCUCAUCGAGCUGGCCUUGAGAGGGAGGCUGCAGCUGGAGGCCUGUGGCAUGCGGAGGAAAAGUCUGUUAGCCAGGAAGGUGAUUUGUAAGUCUGAUGCUCCCACUGGAGAUGUCUUGCUCGAUGAAGCAUUGAAGCACAUCAGAGAAACCCAACCACCUGAAACAGUACAGAGCUGGAUUGAGCUGCUAAGUGGUGAAACGUGGAACCCUUUAAAAUUGCACUACCAGCUGAGGAACGUGCGGGAACGCUUGGCCAAAAAUCUGGUGGAAAAAGGUGUGCUCACCACAGAGAAACAGAAUUUUCUCCUCUUUGACAUGACCACGCACCCGCUCACCAAUAAUAAUAUCAAACAGCGACUCAUCAAGAAAGUGCAGGAGGCCGUACUGGACAAGUGGGUCAACGACCCUCACCGGAUGGACAAGCGGCUGCUAGCCCUCAUCUUCCUGGCCCACUCCUCCGACGUCCUCGAGAAUGCGUUUGCCCCACUCUUGGAUGACCAGUAUGACCUGGCAAUGAAAAGAGUGCGACAGCUGCUGGACUUGGAUCCUGAAGGCGAGAGCAUGAAGUCAAACACAAACGACCUCCUCUGGGCUGUCGUGGCAGCCUUUACCAAAUGAGUGAAUGGCGAUGAAAGUGAAGAGCCAUGGACCACCGAGAUUGAAUUCUUGAUUUUGGGGGUGUUGGUGGUGGUGGCGGCAUGAUUUCCUCCUGUGCUUAGGUUAUCUUUCUGUCAUGUUUCCCCAGCUUGUAGAUACACCUUCCCACUCCCUGACCCUCCCUGUGCACUGUGAGAUUGUUCACUUUUCAGUCACGUCGCAGGUCAUGCCGAAUGAACUGAAAACAGAAGCACACACUAAGUCAUUUCAAAAUCCUUUGUAUGGUGACUCUUUCCCACAAUCAGGACAGAGUCUGCCUGGAAACUUUUGAUCUAGGUUAUAUACUGAUGUUAUACUUCAAUGAAACAAAUCAAAGAUCCCCCCUCCCACCUGACUUUGAAGGAAACAGCCAGAGUCCUUCAUACACAAACUGUUGCUGUAAAGCUGUGACCUGCCUUCAUAUAAGGGAGGGAUCUAAAUAUAAUGUAAAUUGCGCCCCUCUUGUCACAUAUUUACACAUCACAUUCCUUUCUGGGGGUUUCAUUUAUUUAGAGUAAGCAAGCAAAUUACAUCUUUUUCUCUAUGGAAGGUUUCUACCUUGUCUCUGUUAUACGCUUGACAUCUACUCUAUGACAUUUUCAUAAUCUUCAUAACUAGUUCUGCAGCCAGACAGCUGCCUGCUGGCUGUAGACCCUGAGUUAAAUACUGCAGUCAUGGAGUGGGAAGCAUUCCAUUGUGUUUUGUAAAUAGUUUCUUGUAUUCAAACACUUGUUCCUGUAGCCAGUUAUACUGACCCAGAACACAUCUGGCCAGCACUUGAGAUUAGAACAUUCUUCAGGGUGUUGUGGCCAAUCAUCUGCUUUUUAAUUCUUGUUUUGCCCAUUUUACUGUACAACUGUACUCCAGAAAAAAAAAACACGUAUCCACUGUUGUCUAGCCAAUGUUUUGUACAAAAGGGGCCGUGAUUGACUGUAAAGGAAGCCUUUGCCCCCCCCCCCCCCCCCCCCCACACACACAAUAUCAUUGCAGUUUUUAUAACUGCGUCAUAGCAUAUCUGGUUCUUAAUUUUGAGCUACCUUCAAUUUUUAAUUUUGUAUAGCUUUAACUUUUGUUAAUUCUCAUUUCUGUUCAUACUCGAUGCCUCCUGUGUCUUGCUUUAUUGUAGCUGCAUUGGGAUUAUAAACAAACACCUAUUUUGGUCAUAAUUCACUCACGGCAGGUUUACAGCUGUCUGACUCUUUUUUUUGUUAAACUUUUGGAGUAAAACAGAUACUAAAUAAUGUAUAACUAGACUUGAAAUUAAAGGGAACCCUAUUCUGUAUACUUGCUUUUUACCAUACAAUAAAAUAAGAACUUGAAAGUGCCUGAAAAA